Effrenium voratum is the source of this 1914-nucleotide messenger RNA. The record is from the annotation of a GenBank genome assembly. NCBI's taxonomy places the organism in Eukaryota, Dinophyceae, Suessiales, Symbiodiniaceae.
AUGAUCCGUACCGGCGGUGCGCUGCCCCUGGCCAUGCGGCCCCGCCGCCGUCCCCGCAUCGCGAUUCCGCUUUCCCGGCAAGGCGUUCGCCCCUAUAUCAGCGCCAUGACCAAGACCCCGCGUUCCCACAUCCGCAAUUUCUCCAUCGUCGCCCAUAUCGACCAUGGCAAAUCGACGCUCGCCGACCGGCUGAUCCAGAUGACCGGCUCGCUGGAAGAGCGCGAGAUGAAGGACCAGGUGCUCGAUGCGAUGGACAUCGAGCGCGAGCGCGGCAUCACCAUCAAGGCCAACACCGUCCGGCUCGAAUAUGAUGCGCGCGACGGCGAGCACUAUGUGCUCAACCUGAUCGACACGCCCGGCCAUGUGGAUUUCGCUUACGAGGUCUCGCGGUCGCUGGCGGCCUGCGAGGGCUCGCUUCUGGUGGUCGACGCCAGCCAGGGCGUCGAGGCGCAGACGCUCGCCAACGUCUAUCAGGCGAUCGACAACGACCAUGAGAUCGUCACCGUCCUCAACAAGGUCGACCUGCCCGCCGCCGACAUCGACCGUGUCAAGGCGCAGGUCGAGGAGGUGAUCGGGCUCGAUGCGUCCGACGCCGUCGAGAUCUCCGCCAAGACCGGGCAGGGCGUUGAAGAGGUGCUUGAAGCGAUCGUCACCCGCCUGCCCGCGCCGCCCGAAGGCGAGGGCGCCGAGCCGCUCAAGGCGCUUCUGGUCGACUCAUGGUACGACGCCUAUCUGGGCGUCGUCGUCCUCGUGCGCAUCAUCGACGGCCGGAUGAAACGCGGCCAGACGAUCCGCAUGAUCGGCACGGACGCCAGGUAUCAGGUCGACCGCGUCGGCGUCCUGACGCCCAAGCUCGUCACCGUGCCCGAGCUCGGCCCCGGCGAGAUCGGUGUCUUCACGGCGUCGAUCAAGGAAGUCGCCGACACCCGCGUCGGCGACACGAUCACCGAGGACAAGCGCCCCACCGCCGUGGCGCUGCCCGGGUUCAAGCCGGCCCAGCCGGUCGUCUUCUGCGGCCUGUUUCCGGUCGAUGCCGCCGACUUCGAGGAUCUGCGCGCCGCCAUCGGCAAGCUGCGCCUCAACGAUGCGAGCUUUUCCUACGAGAUGGAGACCAGUGCCGCGCUCGGCUUCGGCUUCCGCUGCGGCUUUUUGGGCCUUCUGCAUCUCGAGAUCAUCCAGGAGCGGCUGGCGCGCGAAUUCGAUCUCGACCUGAUCGCCACCGCGCCGUCGGUCGUCUACCGCAUGACGCUGACCGACGGCACGGUCACCGAACUGCACAACCCCGCCGACAUGCCCGACGUGGUCAAGAUCGCGACCAUCGAGGAGCCGUGGAUCAAGGCGACCAUCAUGACGCCGGACGAUUAUCUGGGCGCCAUAUUGCAGCUCUGUCAGGAGCGGCGCGGCAUCCAGACCGACCUUGCCUAUGUCGGCAGCCGCGCCAUGGUCACCUAUGAGCUGCCGUUGAACGAAGUCGUGUUCGAUUUCUACGACCGGCUCAAAUCGAUCUCCAAGGGUUAUGCUUCGUUCGACUACCAGAUCGACGGCUAUCGCGAGGGCGAUCUGGUGCGCAUGUCGAUCCUCGUCAACGAGGAGCCGGUCGACGCGCUGUCCAUGCUGGUGCACCGCUCGGCGGCCGAAAAGCGCGGCCGCGUCAUGUGCGAAAAGCUCAAGGACCUGAUCCCGCGCCACAUGUUCAAGAUCCCCAUCCAGGCGGCGAUCGGCGGCAAGGUGAUCGCACGCGAGACCAUCUCGGCGAUGCGCAAGGACGUGACCGCCAAAUGCUAUGGCGGCGACGUGACGCGCAAGCGCAAGCUGCUGGAAAAGCAGAAGGAGGGGAAGAAGAAGAUGCGCCAGUUCGGCCGCGUCGAAAUCCCCCAGGAAGCGUUCAUCCAGGUGCUGAAGGUGGAUGGGUAG